Molecule: messenger RNA, 1344 nt
Organism: Fusarium mangiferae
Lineage: Eukaryota; Fungi; Ascomycota; Sordariomycetes; Hypocreales; Nectriaceae
Exons: 1
Coding region: 1-1344 (447 amino acids)
Source: RefSeq, a predicted model, not a curated record
AUGGCAGAGGGUAGUCCCAGUAGCCCAAGACGCGCCUUCAGCCGCAAUAUAUGCUACCCACAACUGGUCGAAGCUCUGGCAAACUAUUGUGGCCAAGAGCACAAAGGAGAUGACCCCCCAAUUUCUGGCUUGGAUUCACAAUUCAUUGGAAAUUGCACCUCUGGUAUCUCUCAGCUGGCUGAGGUCAGGGAUAGACAUCAAAUUGUCGAAAAUCCUUGCCCAGGAACGCCUGAGGUAUACAGUACCAAGCUAAGGGAUUAUACAGAGCUUGAAAGAUGUGUUUCUCAUUUAGGAGACCCUGCUGUUUUGUCGUUUUACGAUCUUGUUCGUGAACUUCAACGAUUCCCCGCAGCGGCAACAAGCUUUGAGUACUGGGCAACCGAAAAGCCUGGUGAAGCAGCUGUCCUAUAUAUCAUCAAGUGCCUCGCGUUUCUGGGAUACCAGGCCUCGAUGGAAGCUAUAUUGGAAGACCCAAUCAAAAUGCUGGGCAAUAUUUGCUAUGCAUUUGCUCUAAAAUCAGCUGGACGAGGACCAUACGACCGUCCAUAUGACCUACCCAAGACUCCACCAUUCUCAGAAUGCGAGGGCAGAAUCGCGGAGACAUCCCAUGAAGACGGAUCCGGUAUUGGAACUUCUACUGGGGAACGCGAGCGUCAGACAGCAAAAGUUCCGAAUGAGUGCAAAUAUGGGCACGCCAGAGACGCGAUAUGUGCAAACUUGACCUCGGUUGGCUUGGCCUUCAGGAGGGCAAUGGUAGACGAUGGCCAUUGCGGUUACGAUGCCCUUAAAUGCACUACUACUCUACUACGAGCUUGUAACCUCUUAUUCCGCGCUCGAGGAGCUGACGCUGGGCGGGCUUGUAUCAAAUGCAUUUCGGACAAGGCUAUGAGGGACUACCACCAGCACGGAGUUGAAUGGCUCGUUGAAUGGCUCCUUUCAAGAACUGAAUCACGACUGCCGCGGGAUCCUUUACCUGGUACACUGAAUGACCGGAUUCGGGCCUGUGAGGCAAAGUUGAACAUCCGGAGAUUCUCAAUGACGCCGCAGCAUCGUGAUGGUACGAAGCUUAUGUUCAAGACUGUCAUGUCCGUCAUGAAACCAUUGGAAUUUAACCCUAAAUACAAGUUAGAGAAGAGGGACUCUGAUGAGGUUCAGAGGGACUCUGAUGAUGUUCGUAAGGCUUCACAGACGCAGUUUAUCUAUGCUGCCGCUUGCUUGCUAGAACUACAUUGCAGCCCCGAAGAAGCUAUGGCGUAUCAGAAAUGCAGCUCUGAAAGAGCUUUGCUGCAUCGGCAUCUUGAGCUCUUUAACAAAAUCAUACAGAAGGUGGCCCGUCAAAACUGA